Molecule: messenger RNA, 1692 nt
Organism: Protopterus annectens (West African lungfish)
Lineage: Eukaryota; Metazoa; Chordata; Ceratodontiformes; Protopteridae
Product: meprin A subunit beta-like
Exons: 9
Coding region: 1-1692 (563 amino acids)
Biological process (GO): proteolysis
Cellular component (GO): membrane
Molecular function (GO): metalloendopeptidase activity; protein binding; zinc ion binding
Source: RefSeq, a predicted model, not a curated record
AUGAAACAACAAAAUCUAAAAUUACCUUCUGCUUCUGCAUUUCCAAAGCUCAAUGCCAAAGCUCUUAUCCUUCAAGCAUUCGAACACUAUCGCCUUAAAACCUGCAUUGACUUUAAACAGAGGACAAACGAAGAGAAUUACAUAUCAGUGUAUAAAGGAAGCGGAUGCUCAUCAAAAGUUGGAAACCGCCAAAUGGGGCAGCAAAGUCUUUCAAUUGGAUCAGGUUGUGACAGACUUGCAACAAUUGAGCACGAGUUCUUCCAUGCUCUUGGAUUCUGGCAUGAACAAUCACGAGCAGAUCGAGAUGACUAUGUUACGAUAAUGUGGGAUAACAUUGAGUCUGGACAUUCUCACAACUUCAACAAGUAUGAUGACAGCACAUCUGACUCCUUGAAUGUCCCUUAUGACUAUACUUCAGUUAUGCACUACAGCAAAACAUCAUUUAGUGUUGGAUCUUCCAAGCCAACCAUUGUAACUAACAUCCCAGCAUUUAACAAUGUGAUUGGUCAGCGUAUGGAUUUCAGUGAUUAUGAUCUUUUGAAACUGAAUCGACUCUACAACUGCACUAGAUCAUUGAGCUUCAUGGAGCAGUGCUCUUUUGAUGAGGAAAACAUCUGUGGCAUGAUACAGAGGACUGAUGAUGGUGAUGAUUGGCAACGUGUUUCCCAGGCAAAAGGAGGACCAUCCACAGAUCACACAGUGAUGAGUUCUUGCAAAGAUUCUGGCUAUUUCAUGUACUUCAGUACAGCCUCUGGGUCAACAGGGAAAACUGGUUUCCUAGAAAGUAGAUUGCUGUACCCUAAACGAGGAUUUCAGUGCCUUCAAUUCUACUACUACAACAGUGGUAAUGAGAAUGAUGAACUCAAUGUCUGGGUGAGGGAAUAUACAUCAGACAACUCAGAAGGAAAAUUACAACACAUAGGGAAGAUUAAAGGUAAAGCACUGGGCUACUGGCAACUUCAGCACUUCAGCUUUAAUAUCAAAAACAAGUUCCGUGUUGUGUUUGAAGGAGUAAAAGGUACUGGACCAUCUUCAGGAGGCUUUUCUAUUGAUGACGUUAAUCUGUCAGAGACCCGGUGCCCUACAGAUGUCUGGCAUAUCAGAAAUUUUGCAGAGCUCCUGGCCAGCAUGCCUCCAGGAACAUCAGGAAGAAUUUAUAGCCCACGUUUCUACUCUAGUGAGGGCUAUGGUUUUCAGAUUAGCCUCUAUGUAAAUGGUAAAAGUGAUAAUCCAGGAAACUUGGCAAUAUAUGUCCAUCUUACCUCUGGAAUCUAUGAUAAUCAGCUGCAGUGGCCCUGUCCUUGGAGGCAGGUAUCCAUGACAUUAAUGGAUCAGCAUCCAGACAUUCGCCGUCGUAUGUCGAAUCAAAGAAGUAUAACAACAGAUCCCACAGAAACUACAACAAGUGGAGGUAUUGAAUAUUAUUUCUGGGACCGGCCUGACAAAAUAGGAUCUGCUGUGACAGAUAGUGAUGGAACAACUUUCUACAGAGGACCUGGAAAAGGAACAAGCACUUUUAUAUCUCACGAAAGGCUUAAAAGCAGAGAAUUUAUUAAGGGAGAUGACAUUUUUAUUCUUUUAACAAUGCAAGGCCACUGUUCAGAUGGUGCUGUGCUUAGCAAAAACGGGUUUGACUAUGCUCAGCUGGUUUGCAUGCACAGUGGCAGUACACAAAUUGGACCACCCACAUAG